This is a messenger RNA of Canis lupus familiaris (dog), 835 nucleotides long. RefSeq names its product LLLL and CFNLAS motif containing 1 (gene SOFU1). Gene Ontology annotation, biological process: fusion of sperm to egg plasma membrane involved in single fertilization. The record is from RefSeq and is a predicted model, not a curated record. Lineage: Eukaryota; Metazoa; Chordata; Mammalia; Carnivora; Canidae. The transcript is spliced from 3 exons. The coding region runs from base 119 to 454 and encodes 111 amino acids.
UGCUAUCCACUGUUGGCUAAUCACCACUUUCUUGCCUGGCAAUGGAACUCUCUAAUGACCUGAACGAGGAGCAGGCCCAUGGUUAUGAUGUCACAAAGUACAUGAAGUCAGAGGUCCCAUGGAAGGCAAGGGAAGAAAACGGUGCUGGGAAGUGCUCUGCAGGGCAGCAUUCCUGGCAGCCAUCCUGCUGCUGCUGCGGGUCAAGGUGGUGAAGCCUCAGAAAGGCAGCCUGGACUCCAACGAGAAGAGUCAGACUGAGGAGAUACCCUCUACAGACCAGGACGAAGAUCACCUUGAAGAGCACUUUGUGGCCUCCUCAGUGGGUGAGAUGUGGCAGGUUGUGGACAUGGCCCAGCAAGAGGAUGACAAGACGUCAGACACAGCAGCUCUUCGUGACCACCUAUUUGACCUUGUCUUCUGCUUCAAUCUGGCCAGCAUCAUGGUUUUUUUAUGAGGGACAUUGAGGCUGAGGUGGUGGCCUGGUUUCUAGAUGAGGACCUGGAUAUCUACCUCCGCUUCAUGAUAGCUUACUGACCCUCUCUCCCCACUAGACUCCACGCCACUACUCCCAAGAGUGGUAUAUAUAUAUAUAUGGCUUCCUGCCUCUGGCCAGUAGCUCUUCACCUCAGGAUGCAGCAAAGGGAGAGACCCUUUCAACUGCCCAUUGUCACAGCCUGACUGCCUCCCCACCCUCUGAGUGCCAUCUCCCAGGGCUGGAGAUACCAGACCCCACACCCUUCUCUCUCCCUGGCCUCUCUUGGCUCUGCUCGAGACAGCAUGUUAGGGGAAGAGGGCAGCAACAAUAAGAGUAACAGCAAUAAAAUCCUGAAAACAC